AACUAAUAAAUUUUCAACGACAAAACGUCACCCAACCACUUUAGCAAGACAGCUAUUUCAAAAGUGUGACGCGCUGUGGAAAUGCGAUUUGUUUUAUUAUCGUAACAACAUUAUUCAAUUUACUUAUCAAAGAUUAUCCGUACAGUAUUCGCGACUGUUGAUUGACAUAAGUGAAAGCAUUAUUCUUGCAAUGCGAAGAUUCAGGAAGGCGUUUGAUUAAUGCAGAAGGCGAACCCUGAUAUCUCGAUUAAUAUAAACGAUUAUGAGGAUGGGAUAUAUAUAUAUAUAUUGUGAUAGUGGUGCGAUAGCUUUUGUGUGACAUAUAGACGACACCCUCGCUUAGUUAAACAUGAGAUUCAAUGAUAGGGAGCUCGCAGAGGCGAGUUUUGGGCCCGCUGAUCUCGAAGGACGUCUAAAUCAUAAGCGGGCUCAUAAGUCAGUGUUUAAAGAAAAAUGGUUCAAGUUGCGGUACAAUCUGCUAUUUUACUUCAAUAUUAAUGAUUUAGGACAAAUUGAUAGGAGACAACCUGCUGGUGUCAUUAUUCUAGAAAAUUGCAGCAUUAACAUAGAUACUUCAUCAGAAGGAGUAUUUGCAUUUAGUAUUUCAUUUCGUGAUGAACAUGAAAAACGGCAUGUAUUAAGUGGUCGAUCAGAGUCUCAAGUGGAACAAUGGAUUAACGCACUUAAACAAGCAAGCUAUGAAUAUUGGCGAUCUCGCUUGAUUGUGCUUCAAGAAAGAUUGUGCAAGAAAACUGGUAAAGAUCCCUUGUUAAUGUAUCCUAGGAAUCAAGGUGUUGUACGAGAUGAAGCUUGGGAACCUGCUUCUAGCUUCAGAUCUCAUGUACGUUCAUUUGCAACAUCAGUUGGAUCAUCAUCCACAUUGAAUACAAUAGCCAGGGAAGUUAAUCUUAUAGAACUUUAAUACAGGAUAAUAAUUGUAACUAGACUUGUUGAAUUAAUUUAAUGGUAGUUUUUGAAAUUUUUAUUUUAGAUAUUGAAAGAUCUGCAUAAUAUAAUGAACGAAAUAGUUACAUACAGUUUUUUAUUUAUAAUAUUGUCACUGCCAUUUAGGCAAAUUUUGAGAUGUAGUUUCAUCAAAUAUAUAAAU
This is a messenger RNA of Camponotus floridanus (Florida carpenter ant), 1108 nucleotides long. Its product is annotated as pleckstrin homology domain-containing family J member 1. The transcript is spliced from 3 exons. Gene Ontology annotation, cellular component: trans-Golgi network; recycling endosome; early endosome. Gene Ontology annotation, biological process: retrograde transport, endosome to Golgi; endosome organization; receptor recycling. Bases 350 to 922 code for a protein of 190 amino acids. Lineage: Eukaryota; Metazoa; Arthropoda; Insecta; Hymenoptera; Formicidae. The record is from RefSeq and is a predicted model, not a curated record.